CCCCCCCUCUCUCUCUCUCUCUCUCUCUCUCUCUCUCUCUCUCUCUCACUUUUGCCUUUCUCCGAACGGGUCAUCUGCGUCGCUCCACCGCCGCCUCCUUAGCUGCCGAAAAUCUCCGGCCAACUUCCGGCGACCGCUCCAUACCACUAAGUUCCGAGCUGGUUUCAAAACGCAUAGUUUCCUGCCAUUUGGUUGGCCGCAGAGGACAAAGGAGGGGACUGCAUGGUUUAACGAUCGGAGGGAGACGUAAACGAGCGGUCGCGUUCAAUCGCAACGGAGAUGUAGGGCGCGAGUUGUCCCCGAGACGAUACUGAUAGAAUCGGCGGUGUUUUGCUGAGCUCCGAAGACGGCUGCGGCGUCUGAAGGGUGAUGGGGAGGGCGGCGGCGGCGGCGGCGGUCCUGGCAGCUGCGGCGGCGUGCGCUGUGGCUGGUGUAGCGGUGGGGAGGCGGGUGAGCAGCAGGAGGAAGUGGGGUCGCGUGAUAGAUGUGUUGAAGGAGCUUGAAGAGGGCUGCGACACUCCGGUGGGGAGGCUGAAGCAGGUAGUGGACGCGGUGGCGGUUGAGAUGCACGCGGGCUUGGCCUCCGAAGGCGGCUCCAAGCUGCGAAUGUUGCUCACCUUCGUCGAUAAUCUUCCAAGCGGGAGAGAGAAAGGAACAUUUUAUGCUUUGGACCUCGGUGGCACUUACUUUAGGGUCUUGCGGGUUCAGCUAGGAGGACAAAGGUCUUCCAUCCUUUCACAUGAUGUGGAACGACAGCCUAUUCCUGAACAUCUCAUGACUGGUAGAACCAAGGAUCUUUUUGAUUUUAUUGCUUCUGUAUUCAAGCAAUUUGUUGAAAGAGAAGAAAGUGGUUCUGGAUAUCCAUUGGACAGAAGAAGAGAUCUCGGAUUUACGUUCUCUUUCCCUGUGAAGCAAACUUCUGUUUCAUCUGGUAUUCUAAUGAAAUGGACUAAAGGGUUUGCCAUUGAAGACAUGGUGGGAAAAGAGGUCGUUGCAUGUUUGCAGGAGGCAUUCACGAGAAACGGCCUAGAUGUCCGGGUUGCUGCACUGGUAAAUGACACAGUGGGAACAUUAGCUCUCGGACAUUAUCAUGACGCAGACACUGUUGCGGCAGUGAUAAUUGGAACUGGUACAAAUGCCUGUUAUGUGGAGAGGACCGACGCGAUUAUUAAAUGCCAGGGGCUUCUUACAACUUCAGGAGGCAUGGUUGUCAAUAUGGAGUGGGGAAAUUUUUGGUCAUCUCAUUUGCCUAGAACUUCGUAUGAUGUUGAUUUGGAUGCUGACAGUCCUAAUCCAAAUGACCAGGGCUUUGAGAAAAUGAUAUCAGGAAUGUACCUCGGUGAAAUUGUAAGGAGAGUUAUACUCAGGAUGACCCUAGAAUCAGAUAUUUUUGGGCCUGUUUCUUCCAAGUUGUCCAUCCCCUUUAUAUUGAGGACGCCAUUGAUGGCAGCAAUGCACGAGGAUGACUCCCCCGAUUUAACAGAGGUGGAAAGAAUCUUGAGAGACAUUCUCGAGGUCCGAGACGUACCGCUUAAAGUACGGAAACUGGCGGUAAAUGUCUGUGAUGUGGUGACCCGGAGAGCUGCUCGAUUAGCUGCUGCAGGGAUUGUCGGGAUUCUGAAGAAGAUUGGUCGGGAUGGUAGUGGAGGGAUCGUAAGUGGGAGGAGUAGACCCGACACUAGGAUGAGGAGAACAGUCGUAGCAAUUGAAGGUGGCUUGUACACGAACUAUGGGAUGUUCAGGGAGUACUUAAACGAGGCCGUGGUCGAAAUCUUGGGGGAAGAAGUGGCACAACAUGUAAUCUUGAGGGAAACAGAGGAUGGAUCGGGAAUCGGAGCAGCCCUGCUCGCGGCCUCAAACUCGUCCAGAAAUGUGGAUACCGUACAGAUGCUAUAAGAUCCCAGUAUUUAUACGAAUAGCCCUCUGUAAAUUUAGGAUUCUUGUAUUUAUUUUUUUUGGUCGUGUUCCAUAUCUUUUUCUUUUCUUUUUUUCAUUGUUAAUUUUACUUAUAAAUGAAAGGUAAGGGUUUCUUCAUAGCGUCAUUCCAUUGGAUUGAUAAUUCUUUAUUUGUAUAUUUUGAUGAAGAACCGGUCUCUCAAUUCCGUGAA
Messenger RNA from Punica granatum (pomegranate), 2108 nucleotides. Lineage: Eukaryota; Viridiplantae; Streptophyta; Magnoliopsida; Myrtales; Lythraceae. The record is from RefSeq and is a predicted model, not a curated record.